GGGCUACGUUUGUCAGAUCUUCCCUUAAUAGAUGCCACGUGGAGGAACUCUGCUGGGGUUUUCCUUGCCUCUGUGGGAUUGGUUACGUUUGGCUAGCAGGUCUCAAAAAUACAAAAGCUGUGACAGGGGCUCCUGGCCUGCCCAGGAAAACUGAAGUCUGGCCAGGUGGGAGCUCUGAUCCCCGUGGGGUAUUUCUCCUCGCAGGAAAUGCGUGUUAGCAUGAGGGCAGCUCGUGUUGGGACGGGGACUUUGCAGCUCGGAUCUUUCCCCUGGGCCUGGAUGAGGCGGGGUCUGUAGGUGGAACACGAGCACGUCUGCAGCCAAGGCUUGGGGUGCGCCAGCCUGCAGGAUAAACAGUUGGCUUCAGCCCACGGAGCUCUGGCAGCACAAAGUUCAUGCUGAAAUGUAGAAAUAACCGAUGACAAGGGCAGCCUGCCACGGUUCUCUAUUCAUUUCAUCUCGUAAUGAGACUUAACCCAGCCCUGCUACUAGGGACUGCCAGCAGGGAGGCCCCACACAAAGCCCUCAAUUAUGCUCCACCUGCGUGCCUCCGGCUGGCUCACCAGGUCUGAGGCAGGAGCACCUGGCUGGGCGCUGCUUUGGCCGCAGGGACCACGUUCACGUUUGCAGCUGCGUGCCUAAGUGUCUCGGGCACGGUCGGAGCUCAGGACCAUGCGCAGUCUGCGUGUGGUCCGGAGGCAGAGUUGCAGGAGCGAGGUCCUCAUCUGAAGCGAGGAUGGAGGGCGGGAACAGCACCAGCAGCGCGGUCCCUGCGGACAGGAGGCUCGCAGCCCAAUUCCCAGGUCCGUCCAGGGCGUUUUGGAUCAUCUUGUCCGUUGCCUUGUUUUUUGCAGUCGUUGGCAUCAGCACUGGGGGGAUUCUCGGCUUCUUCCCCAGCUCUGCCCAGGCCGGCUCGCAGGCGGUGCGGCUGACGCUGCAGGGGGAGCGGGACUCGCCGAGGAACCAGACGGCCCUGGUGGACGCGUCCAGGAGCACCGUGACUUACUACGUCACCUCGCGGAGUAACCGCAGCGCCGUCGUGCUGUACGACAGCCAGAACGGCUACGUGUGCUACCGGCCCGCAGAGCAGCGCGCCUGCUACCUGCGCAGGAUGGACCCCGGGGACCGUGAGAGCACGCGGGCGACGCUCAGCACGUCGGAGCUGAGAGGCGAGCCGCUGCUGCAGCGGAAUAACCAGACCAAGUACUACCGGGAGUUCCUGGGCGUUCUGGCGGGGGAACAGGUGGACCCCAGCGGCCUGGGGGAGGCCGUCCAAGCCCUGUGCGAGCAGACGCCUGUCUUCUGGGUCAGGAGAGCGGAGGGUCCGGGGAAGCAGCGGCUGAUCUACCUUUGCAUUGACAUAUGUUUUCCCAGCAACAUCUGCGUGUCUAUCUGCUUCUAUUACCUCCCCGAGUAAGUCCUGCAGCCGCGGAUGCCCUUUCACUGCCCUACGUACUUGAGCUGG
Molecule: messenger RNA, 1465 nt
Organism: Cygnus atratus (black swan)
Lineage: Eukaryota; Metazoa; Chordata; Aves; Anseriformes; Anatidae
Gene: BRICD5
Product: BRICHOS domain containing 5
Exons: 7
Coding region: 737-1417 (226 amino acids)
Biological process (GO): regulation of cell population proliferation
Source: RefSeq, a predicted model, not a curated record